This is a messenger RNA of Phragmites australis (common reed), 1807 nucleotides long. RefSeq lists its product as uncharacterized. The transcript has 6 exons. The record is from RefSeq and is a predicted model, not a curated record. Lineage: Eukaryota; Viridiplantae; Streptophyta; Magnoliopsida; Poales; Poaceae. The annotation marks the transcript as partial.
GUUUCACACACACUGGGUAGCCGGCACACGGACACGGUACACUUGUGCAGCCAGGUUGGCGCCGGAGGAUUUAACCGCCUGUCUGCUCUGCUCUCCUCCCCUCCCGCGACCAACCCCAGUCCGACCGGAUCGAUUCGUUCGCCUGCGGAGAGCAGCGCAUCCCGGCUCCCGCUCACCCGUCGAUCGAUAUCCAUGGAAUCGGAGCGCGACGGCGAGGAGCAGCGCCGCCCCCUCCUCUCCGUUCCUGCAGCGGCGGGGCAGCAGAACCAGCUGCAGUACCAAUACCUGGGGCGAAGCAGCUCCUCGGUGCUGCGCGGCGGCGUCGGGUACGGCCCGGAGGUGAGCGUCGACGAGGUCAGGUCCGCCGCCUCCUUCUCCUCCUCUGGCUACUACGCGACCCCGGUCCCGGGUCCCCACGGCGAGGACGUGUAUCCCUACCCGCCGUCCAUCCACAGUGCCGUACUCUCCCCCUCCCCAACGCCUGCCCCCGCGUCCCCGCAUCCGCACGAAGGGUUGGCGAUUGUUCCUCAAGGGCCGUACCCGUACGGUGGUAGUUACCAGCGUUCUGAGGGCGUCGGCAGGGACGAACUGGAUGAGGUGGAGAUCUGGCAGCUGCUUAUUGAUCAUGUUGGGCAUCGAUGCUGUUGGGGAAGUCGGCCUGCUCGCACAUGGAAAAUUACCUCCAUUGAGGACUGCAAUGUCUGUGUUGGGACUUUGGAAACCUUCAUAGAGGAAAGGGACAUCUUAACAAAAAAGGAACCCUAUGAAAGUGGGAAAGUAGAUGGAAGAGACAAGGGUCCUGUGCUUGGAGUGUGGGAACUAGAUUUGAGGUCUGAGUUCCCUCUACUUUUUGUACCAGAGAAAGAAGUAAUGGUCAAGAUUCCUCAUUCAGAAAUUAUUGAAAAAUGCUUAGAUUGUGAGGGUCGUGGAGAGGCACCAUGCCCUACUUGCAAUGCUGGUCAGGAGCACGGGUUUUACAAAGCAAAUCAGAUGACUCGAUGCAGUGCGUGCCAUGGGAGAGGUUUACUUGCGCACCAAGAUGGAUCUGAUACAGUAUGUGGGAUGUGCAGUGGUAAAGGAAUGUUGCCGUGUAUAGCCUGUGCAUCGAGUGGCUUGGUUACAUGCAAAACAUGUACUGGAUAUGGUUCCCUUCUUGCACAAAGCAUCGCUCAUGUUCGAUGGAAGACGCUAUCAGCAAGAAAAGUUAGUGCAACUAGAGGGGCCGCCUCAGUCCCUGAAGAAGUUUUUCACAGAGCCAAAGGGGUGCAACUAUGCAACAUACAGGCAUAUCAGUGCACUCCUGCUUUCUUUGCUGAUUCUUAUCGACUGAACCAGUUCUCCUCAGAAGUUGUUGCUAGUCGGCUGCCAGUUCCGCCGUCAGCAAGGGUCAUUUCCGAGAGACACAUCGUUUCAGUUGUGCCUGUAACUCGUGUUACAAUGGCCCAUCGCAAGCAGUCUUUUAGCUUCUAUGUCAUUGGCUACAGCAGGGACGUGUUCAUAAGGGACUAUCCUACCAAAUUCUGCUGGGGCCUCUGCUGUUGCUUCGAGUGGCUGCAGAACUAGAUGUACUUCCUGGAAUGAAUGUCCUUUGAGUGUGCAGCAUUUCAUAGUACAAAAGGUUGUGUGCGAAGGGAAUUAAAAUGAGCAUUACCAUUUGUGAUAUUUUCGAUUACAGAACCAAGUAUAGCAUCAUUGUACCUAUUAUUCUGUGAAUAAAAUGGUGAUUCCAUCCCAGGUGUAAUGUAAACUAUUCUGAAAUGGUUUAUUGUUCAGACUUAAGAUAUGUUCAUUGUGGUCUCAUUUUUCA